This is a messenger RNA of Aricia agestis (brown argus), 1644 nucleotides long. Its product is annotated as maltase A1-like. NCBI's taxonomy places the organism in Eukaryota, Metazoa, Arthropoda, Insecta, Lepidoptera, Lycaenidae. The coding region runs from base 1 to 1635 and encodes 544 amino acids. The record is from RefSeq and is a predicted model, not a curated record. The transcript is spliced from 7 exons. Gene Ontology annotation, biological process: carbohydrate metabolic process.
AUGCUAGCGCUGGUGUGCACGCUCGUGUCCGCGCUGAGCGUGCUGCCGGUGGGCCAGGCGGCGGCGUGGUGGGCUACCGCUGUCUACUACAGGAUCGACGUCGACUCCUUCAAGGACACUAACGGAGAUGGCUUGGGCGACCUCCAAGGCACGAGUAAGCAGCUUAGCUACGUGAAGGCGCUGGGCAGCGACGCCGUGAUCCUGUCGCCGGUGGCCGCGACCAGCCGCGACUGCGCCGCGCCCGGCGUCAUGGACUUCACCGCCAUCGACGACAGAUAUGGCAUGCUGGCAGACUUCUCUGAGCUGGUGCAGAAGGCUAACAAACUGGAUCUAAAGGUGGUGGUGAGCUUGGAUUUGCGGACAAUAAGCAGCGACUCCGAAUGGUUCCGGUCGAGCGCGAGUCGAGCGGCGGGGUACGAGCAUCACAUCGUGUGGGUGAACGAGAAACCUGACGACGUCCAGGACGACACGUGGUGGGUAUGGCACGAGCAGCGCCAGGGCUACUGGGCGGCUCGAGACAACAGCUCCCUGCUCAACCUGUGCUCGGCGCGCGUGGCGGCGGCGCUGGCGAGCGCGCAGUGCGCCUGGCUGCGGCGCGGGGUCAACGGCCUGCUCUACCGCCCCGACUUCACCCGGGACGUGGACUGCGGCGUGCGCCUCGUCUCCACCCUAGCAGCUGAUGCCACCCGCUGCGCCAGAUCAGCCAAUUUGGAUGUGCCGGUUAUUAUUGCGGAGAGCGCGCUGGGGGCCAGCACGGCGGCGCGCUACUACGGCGAGGGGGAGGCGGGGGCCAACAGCGUCGUGAGCGUGGUGGGCGGCCCGCGCGCGCCGGGACGAGGCCCCCCGCCGGCCCCGGACCUGGCGCUGAGCCUGCACGCCGCGCUGCUGCUGGCCCCGCCCGACGCGGCUGUGGCGUGGCUCACCAGCGCGGGGGGCGAGGCGCGGCUGGCGACGCGGCUCGGCGCCGACCUGGUGGACUGUUUCAACCUGCUGGCGCUGGUGCUGCCCGGCGCCGCCUUGCUGCAGCAGGGGGACGAGCUCGGCGCGGCCGACGCCAUCCUGGACUGGGCCGAAACGAGGAAAUGCUGGCCCCGGCCGGCAUACUCCGCGGCCGCGCCGUUUCCCUGGGACGACACAUCCAAAGCGGGCUUCACCGACGGCGAACCCUGGCUACCCCUCGCCCCCAACUACCGCUACGCUAACGCCAAAACCGAGAUCGCCAACGAGCUGAGCCACGUCAGCGUGGCGCGCACCGCCGCCGCCGUGCGGAGGUCGCCGGCCAUCGGCCCGCACGUCGAGAUCAAACGUCUGGGGCCGACGCUGGCGGUGCUGCGGUGGGGCGGCGGAGGCUCGCUGUUGUAUGUGGGGAACCUGGGGCGCAGCACCGCCGAGAGCGAGGUAGGGCGGGUGCCCGGCCUGCCCGCGCAGAUGACGGUGGCGGCCGGCUCCGGGAGCUCCAGCUACCCCCCGGGGACCCACGUUCCCACCGACAAGGGGGUGCGGCUGGGCCCGGGUGAGGCGGUGCUGCUCGUGGGGCCCCCUCGCCACUGCUCCGGCCCGGGGCCGGUAGACAAGAUCGCGACCAAGCUUACGGAGGGCUGGCAGAAGAUCAACAAGUACUUCAGCAACUUGUAACGCGCGCCC